AUGGAACCAAGAUCAAGAGAAACUACUCCUACAAAAGAGGAUUUGGAUUUUAUAGUUGAUGAUGGUUACAGACAUGAUGUGGAUCCAGAUUAUAUUCCAGAUGAAAAAUAUCUUGUUAGUGGAAAAGAAUUUAAAAAGUUAGUUCGAAAUGCUAAAAAACUUGGUGCUGAAUCGCUUGAUUAUUCAACACGAAAAAAUAACAAAUACAUGGCAACGCUUUCAAGUGGAAAGAAAGUUCAUUUUGGAUCACCAAAAUAUCCAGACUACACUAUUCACAAAGACAAAGAUCGACGAGAUAAAUAUCUUUCUAGAGCGACAAAGAUUAAAAAUAAACAAGGUGAGUUAACUUAUAAUAAUCCCGAAUCGGCAAACUUCUGGUCCGUUCAUUUACUCUGGCCAAAAAAAUAAAUUAUGGCUUAAGGAUUAAAUUUUAUAAAUAAAAAUGCAGUUAUCUGCUUACGAUUAUCUAACUCCAGAGAAUAUUGUUUUUAAUGAACCUAAAGAGUACAAAGUAAAAGACAGCAAGAUCAAAUACAAACGUAUUCCAAUUGAAGUCAAAUAUCCAAAUGGAAAGAAAGGACAACUUGUAAUUGAAACUCCAGUUCUUUUUUCUUUUGGAGUAAAUGAAAAGAAAAACCAAGAAACAAACAAGUUAGUUGGUUAUAGUAUACCAGUAUGUCUUUGGGCUAAAGGUAGUGAGCCGAGUACUAAAGAGCGUGCAUUUUUUGAUGUUAUUAAUAAUAUAACAACCAUCUCUCAGCAAUAUUUAGAAAAUGAAUACGGUGCAGAUCUAGCAUCAACUCUAUCUUCACCAUUAUAUUUUAAACAGGAAGAAUAUACAGAUAAGAAAGGAAAGAAGAAAACAAGAAUAGAUCAUUCAUCCGCACCAGCUCUUUACGCAAAACUUAUUUACUCAGAAAAAUCUAAGAAAAUUCUUUCAUUAUUUAAAACAAAAGGAAAGAAGGAUUUAAAUCCUUUCAAAUAUUUUGAUCAGUACUGCAAUGUUAAAAUGGCUUUGAUUGUUGAAGGAAUCUUUAUUAGUAAGACUGUAACAUCUUUACAAAUAAAAGUACAUUAG
Molecule: messenger RNA, 1078 nt
Organism: Porites evermanni
Lineage: Eukaryota; Metazoa; Cnidaria; Anthozoa; Scleractinia; Poritidae
Source: the annotation of a GenBank genome assembly